AUGGCGAUGAUGGCUGGCCGUGUGCUGCUGGUGUGUGCCCUCUGCGUGCUGUGGUGCGGUGCCGCUGCGGUCAUGUGCGAUGGUGGCGCCGAAAUGCAAGGUGUAGAAGGAUCCGGGGGUUCACAGCAUGUAUCUGGAGAUCCAGACGGUAGAGGAGGUCAAGGGGAAACAGAAGUUCCAUUCCCGCCAGAGUCCGACACCGUAAUUAAAUCGUUGGGUGUAGGAGAUGGAAGGGAUCCUAAGCAGCUGAAUGGAGUUGUCGUAACACCACCAACAAACCCUGACAGAAAGGAGGAAGAAAGAGAAAAAGAAAAAAGUAAAGAAGAAAAAGUGGUUGCAGAACAAACAGAAAAUACUGUAAUUCCAAAGGAAGAUGAAAAGAUAUCACAAUUAAAAUCGAUGUCAGAAGAUGAAGGAGAAACGGCUCCGCUAGCAGCUGAAGAAACUCCACCAGCAUCAACAGGUGUAACGUCAACAGCACAAAAUGGAAACUCACCAGAAGAUUUAACUGCGAUACCAGGAAAAGAAAGAGUCCUUCCUGAGGAUCAUUCCGACCAGCCACAAGGAGGCAAAAAUCCAGCAGACGGAUUGGCAGCAAAAAUGUCAAGGGAAAAAGGGGAAGCUCCAGAAGCACCCCCAUCGCCACUUGCAAAAAAUGAAAAACACGAAGUAGAUUUAAAGGCAACAACAAAUAAUGAA
Messenger RNA from Trypanosoma cruzi, 699 nucleotides. Its product is annotated as mucin-associated surface protein (MASP), putative. The transcript has a single exon. The record is from RefSeq and is a predicted model, not a curated record. Lineage: Eukaryota; Euglenozoa; Kinetoplastea; Trypanosomatida; Trypanosomatidae. The annotation marks the transcript as partial.